This is a messenger RNA of Liolophura sinensis, 2515 nucleotides long. Its product is annotated as cholesterol 25-hydroxylase-like. NCBI's taxonomy places the organism in Eukaryota, Metazoa, Mollusca, Polyplacophora, Chitonida, Chitonidae. Bases 144 to 1142 code for a protein of 332 amino acids. The transcript has 2 exons. Gene Ontology annotation, molecular function: oxidoreductase activity; iron ion binding. The record is from RefSeq and is a predicted model, not a curated record. Gene Ontology annotation, biological process: lipid biosynthetic process.
GUGGGAUGUUCCGAUAUCUUUCCUGCCAAUUUCUCAUGCAGCAUAUGUCAUCAGCGGCCUGAAGGAAUCAUGAUGAUAUUAAUACUCAACUCAACAAGUAGCUCAUUUGUGAGGACAAGUUCCAGACUACAAAAGACUCCUGAAUGGCGAAUGGUGAUUUGAACCCUGCGAUAGCGGGACCCCACAAACGCCAACUCAGGAAUUAUUCGGUGAGCGGGAACGGGUCCUGGGGCCACCGGAUGACAGUUCAUGUCGUGAGGGGUGCCAUUCUUACCUCGGCAGUAUUGGGUACCAUAUAUGUGAAAACUUUGCAAUGGUACAUGGACGCUCUAUGGCAGUGGCUACUAACCACGUGGGUGUACAACUCUGUGUACUUCGAGACGUGGUUUGUGACGGUCUGUUACGCAAUUCUAACGGCUUUCCCGCUGGCCAUGGAUCAUAUAGCUUGGUUCGAUUGUUACAAAAUCCACCCGUCAGUCCGCUACACGCACACUACGAUACUCUCUAUGCUUGUGGACGCCAUCAUUUACGACACGCCAUUAAUGCUACUAGACACUUUCAAAAUCAAACGAUACGCGGGAGUGGAUAGUGGGCUACUCGAAGAGAGGGAAAGGUACUGGAUUCAGACAACUCGUGCCUUGCCGAGAGAGGCGCCAGCCGUUGGACAAUUCGUGUGGCAACUCGCCGCCAGUAUUCUUGCCUUCGACGCUGCUUUCUUCCUCAUCCACUACGGGUUUCAUCGAAAUAGUCUACUUUACAAGUAUAUACAUCGUCAUCAUCAUAAACAUGACGUAAUUUAUUGUCACGUGACCAAUCAGCUAACGAUUCCAGAACGCCUCGCUCUGAUUCUGUCAGCCAAUGAAGCGUUGAAGAUCUUCAGCAGCCAUCCGCUGACGCGAACAGCGUUUGUGCCCGUGUUUAUCUGGAUGUUGAUUGACAAUCAUUCCGGAUAUGACGUACCAUGGGGAGCGCAACACGUCAUACCUUUCGGACUGUACGGUGGUCCAGUCAAACAUUACUACCACCACGAACAUGGUGGCAGAUACUACCAGCCAUUCUUUAGCUACUUUGACAAACUUCUGUUAAAAGAGCCAAAUAACAACAACGAUCUCAAGGAUUUAUGGUCGAGAAAAGAUCAUUGAUGACGCAUCCUGUAGAAAAGAUAAAAUAAUUAGUUUACUUCUUAUAUAUUGACUGAUGUACAACUGUUGCUUUUAGGAUGAGCUUUUAGACAAAAGCUUCGCCUGUCACCUUAUAAUCAAAAUUCGGUUGGGCAGCAGACGACGUCACUUAGCUUGACACACGGUGACGUCAUUCCGGUGGCUGUAAAUACCAAAUUAAAAGCUCAAGGUGAAGCCGUCCUGUAGCAAUGAAGGAAAAGCAUGCUUACAACUCUCUUGCUGUAUCUCUGCUAAAUAUAUGUAUAUAUCGCUUUGUGUUAUAUUUGGGGAAAGAACAUCAAAGCAAUGUUCUUUGCUCUCAACGACAUAUACCUGUUGAUCUUCGAUGACAUUUUUUAAAAAUAGCCAACAGGUCAGUAAAUGUUUACCCAAGCUAAGCAUUUGUCAAGAUUAUGUUUAAUAUUUUUUAAUUGCUUAUAAACUUUUCGUAAAGUUGUGGAGUUUUACUUUCUGUUUGUUAAAUGUGAUGGCAACACACUGAACAAUUUCAGUCAAAGACCAGUGUGAUUAUAAUCACUAAUUACAGUUAACACCUAAUCGGGGAAUAUGUUUAAAUCCAAUUCUGCUUAACCCACGGGUUUGGGGAGCAUGUAAUUUUUUACUGUUUGACCAUUUACUUGAACAGUUAGAAUAAAUCCUAACUGAGGUGAAUUGGAAAGGGACCGUUUUUCACCUGUUACCGUUGGCCAUUUGCCAACUAUCACACUGUUGUCGCUGCUCUUGUUUUAAUCUCCGUGCUAUAAGGCUUUUAUAUUCAUUGGCCCGAUAUAAUGCUCAUAAAACCACAUUGUUUAAGAUUACUCUUGUUGAUUAUUACCAGAUGUUCUACAGUGCACAACUGAAUAUCUAUGCUCAUUGACGUUACGUUAUAGGGUUGUAAUUCUACUGCCUUUCACCUCGUCUUACUGUGCAUGUACCGCGAAAAUUCCCCAAAAUGUUCAGUUUUGUAAUCAGGCACUGUAUAAAAGUAUAGCGAGAUUUUUUGAUAAAUCGUCAUUAUUUGCUGUAGUUAAGCACCACAUACUGUGUAAUCGCUGCAGCGGCAUUAAGUAUAAGUAUACUUAAUUUAUAAGCAAAUUCUUUCAGUUAAAUGUUAAUGGUUAGCUUGAUAAGCCUAUAUGUUUCGCCUGUGUGCUAGCUUUCUAUAUACGUGUAUAUGGAGCGACAUCAUGCUGUCUCGUUUAUAGCCCGCAAUCAUUCCAGAGUAAUAUUUGCUCAGUUGCCCUCAGCGCGAGGCCAGCUACCGAUAUGUUAGGGCUUAUAUUGCGCAUGCACAGUCAUCUACCUCAUUGAAUGUGCUGAUUCUGUUUGCUUGAUUCAUGUAUUUUAUUUCC